Actinia tenebrosa (Australian red waratah sea anemone) is the source of this 1356-nucleotide messenger RNA. RefSeq names its product G protein-coupled receptor 157. Gene Ontology annotation, biological process: cell surface receptor signaling pathway; adenylate cyclase-activating G protein-coupled receptor signaling pathway. NCBI's taxonomy places the organism in Eukaryota, Metazoa, Cnidaria, Anthozoa, Actiniaria, Actiniidae. The record is from RefSeq and is a predicted model, not a curated record. Gene Ontology annotation, molecular function: cAMP binding; G protein-coupled receptor activity. Gene Ontology annotation, cellular component: plasma membrane.
UCGACUUCAGUCCAGUAUUUCGAACAAGCAAAAUAACUUAAUUCGUUGUUGUUAAAAGCAAGCGGCGAUAUGGAGUUGGGUAACUACACGAUUGAUGCCAUUGACUCAACAUCACGCCUUCCGCGAUGGAUUGUAGUUUUAACCCUUCUUUCGUGUGCCGUUUCGGUUUUGGGCUCAUUAAUCCAAAUUAUGACUUAUUACAUGUGCAGACAGCUAAGGAUUCCCUCUAGAGWGCUUCUUGUCUAUAUGUCUGUAGCAGACCUGCUCUCUGCCCUUGCCUUUGGAAUAGGAACAAUCAAAGACUUCCACGAAAGUACACAUUGGUGCAUUGCUCAAGCGUUUUUUUCGACUUUUUUUUCAACAUCCUCCAUGUUUUGGAUGGUUGCUCUGUUAAUCUAUCUCUUUGUAACUGUGGUGACCAUCAACCCGGAGAGAUCUGCAAGUCUAGUUCUAUACUUCCACACUAUCUGUUGGGGUAUUCCUGGAUUAGUUUCACUGUUAGCAUUGUGCUUUAGAGAACUUGGAACCACUCACUCUAGAGUAUCAGUGGGUUGGUGUUGGGUCAAGGUUUAUAAUCCACAGUCAUUAAUUUGGAUGCUGGUCACAGAAAAACUCUGGGAGCUUGCAGCCUUCUUUUGCCUUGUAAUCUUUUCUAUUGGCAUUAGAAUACAAAUAUCUCGAAAGCGCAGUAAUGAAGAUCUUGAUUACCUGCCCAUUGGAACUGCUGAGGCCAUGAGAAAGAUCAACACGAAAAUCUUAUUUAUACCUUUGGUGUUUCUGCUGCUUCGAAUCUGGGGAUUCGUGCGCUUUGCUUUAUUUAUACGCAAAUCACCACAUGCAAUGAAUAGCACUCUUAUGGUUCUACAGGGAAUAGGAAACACUGGCCRAGGAUUUGCUAAUUUAAUACUCUUUUGUCUUUGCUCGGCAAGAAUCAGAGAAGCUCUUUUAUCGGGAUUAUCCAAUCUCACAAACAAGGAGACUUACUUAAACAAACUGUCAUUCUGUCUGCGGUGUUGUUUUAGACCAAAUAAUGAUUCAUCGAAACCACUUCUUCAAGGACAGAGUAACCAGGAAACUAAGAAAAACUUUUACGUGCAUUUUAAAGGAGACGUUUUUGAUUAUAAGUAUGAUAAUAAUAUUUAAUCAUGUUUUUAUUGCGCAAUUUGACACGAGUUAAUAUGAAAUGCGCAUCCACAAGAAUUUAUUUAUUGCUAACAAUGAUAUUUAAUGCUUCUAUUGCGCAAUUUUACACGAGUUAACAUGAUCAAAUGCGCACUGUCAAAAGAAUUAAAAUAAUAUUAUACUGGCUCACAGAGCUGAAUCGUGAAGAAAUAGAAAACGCGCCCGCGUGGUGUG